Messenger RNA from Ambispora gerdemannii, 582 nucleotides. The record is from the annotation of a GenBank genome assembly. Lineage: Eukaryota; Fungi; Glomeromycota; Glomeromycetes; Archaeosporales; Ambisporaceae.
AUGCCCGAUAAAUAUUUUGGUUCGGGUGAAAAAGCCAGCCAAGGAUUUCAUUUUUUAUCCAAUAUUAAUAAAGAGGGCUUUCCCGUUACUGAAGUUAAAACUGGUCCUUAUGGUGAAAGAGUUAGUAACUCUGUUCCGAAAAUAGUAAAAUUGUUAGCCGACGAUGGCUUUAAUAUUGUUAUUGACGAACUCAGUGGAUUAGAGCAAACGCCUUCUAAGCUACUUCUGCAAGCCUGGAAGGAUUGUCGAGGUCAUUUGCUUGUUAUUCCCAAUAAGGAGAAAUUCGGUGACAAUUCCGAAAAAUUUGUACCUAUUGGAACCUUAGCUAAAAUUAAUUUGGAUAUUUCGGCAGAAGCUGAUCUGGAACCAGAAUUAGAUGAAUUAACUGAGAAAUUCGUUCGUCAUCUCCCUGAUAUUCUCGAAAAAUCUAAAUUGAGUUCGGUUGAGAAAUUACCUUAUAUGACUAUGAUGAGGGGAAAUGAACGGCUGGAAAUUUUAAUCAACAUACCAGACCGGCAAAAGAUUGACAAGGAGGUUGAAGAUAAAACAAAAGAGGCGAUUAAAGAUCAGCAAGAAGAAUGA